This is a messenger RNA of Eremomyces bilateralis CBS 781.70, 486 nucleotides long. RefSeq lists its product as uncharacterized. Lineage: Eukaryota; Fungi; Ascomycota; Dothideomycetes; Eremomycetales; Eremomycetaceae. The record is from RefSeq and is a predicted model, not a curated record. The transcript is spliced from 3 exons. The coding region runs from base 1 to 486 and encodes 161 amino acids.
AUGCAAGCCUCCGGCACUCCGGCUGAUUAUGCCCGCCCGUAUUUGUGGGAGUGCAUAUCAGUGCAAACUGCAAUGCAGCCUGGCGUAGACGUCGAUAAUUGGUCAUCCUGUCUCCUUCGUUAUCCAUAUGUGAGAAGCAUGCGCUCUCCAACCAAUGGAAUGAUGGAAUCCCAGGUUUGGAGCUUGCAUGUCACUGUUGAAGACGGGCACAUUGGAAUCUCCCGCAAAAAAAAUUGUUUUCAAAUGGGGAAACAAAGGAGAAUAGAUAUGGGCAUGUUCCUUCAUAAUUCUAGCUUCUCAUCUGCGGUCAGCACCCUGAUCAGAGGGAAAUCUAAAAAGAACGUCGACACCGACAGUGUGGUUUGUGGUCAUUUUGAAGCUUCAGGCAUUGGACUGUCUUCGGCCUCGUCUAGCUCGGACCGCGAUUCGCUUUAUUCCAAUGACAACAUCGCACGCCAAUCAUUGCCGGGCAAAGUCGCCAUGUAG